This is a messenger RNA of Camelina sativa (false flax), 1824 nucleotides long. The record is from RefSeq and is a predicted model, not a curated record. NCBI's taxonomy places the organism in Eukaryota, Viridiplantae, Streptophyta, Magnoliopsida, Brassicales, Brassicaceae.
AUGGCGAUUAGCUUACUCUACUUGGCUAUAUUCGUCUUCUUGGGAGGACUAUGCCGUCUCAUUCAGUUUCUGAGGAAAUCGGAGAAGCCUAGAUUAUUAACGCAGCCUCGUAUCCCUGUUUCUUCUUCUGAUUCACCGUCUCGGUCUCUGUGGGAGUACGACUUAGUUUCAGAGGAACAGAUGUUCGGAGAAGUUUCGUCAGCCAUCUCUACGAGGCUCUCAAUAACGAAGGAAUCAAAACUUUUCUCGACGACAGAGAACUUCAAAAAGGCAAUUUCAUCUAGGAUGGACUUGAGAAAGCCAUUGUUCAACUUGAAAAUCCGAAGCGGGUGCUUCCGCAAAGCUUUUGAGAAGCAUGAGCAGAGGUAUGAUCUGGAGACUGUGGAUGUAUGGAGAAGAGCUUUGGCUCUAGUUGGAAAAAUCUCUGGCUGGGAUUCCAAUAGCAGGAAGGAGGACUCAGAGCUUGUACAUGAAAUUGUUCAAGAUCUUUCUGAAAGAUUAUACUCACAUUUAUCAGACGGCACAACUGGAUUGGUGGGGAUGAGUUCUCACAAGAAACAAAUAGAACCUUUCCUAUCAAUGGACUCUGGAGAUGUCCGAAUGAUAGGAGUCUGGGGUACGGGUGGCGUUGGGAAAACAACCAUCGUGAAAUAUGUCUUUGAAGGACUCUCGAGUCAGUUUGAUGCUCGUUGCCUUCUAGAAAACGUGAAAGGAGAUUUCAAACAAUAUGGUCAAUCACACUUGCGAAAGGAACUCUUGUCUGAAAUCUUCCCAAAAAGUCCCUUGAGUGCGCAGUGUAUCACUUCUGUUGCAAUGAAGCGAAGACUUCGUGGCAAGAAGGUUCUUUUAGUCCUCGAUGAUGUUGAUCACGUUCAACAACUGCAAGAUUUGGCUGGGAAUUGGUUUGGUCCAGGAAGCAGGAUCAUUAUAACUACACGGGACAAGCGUGUGUUAGAUGAGCAUGGUGUGGAACACAUUUAUGAAGUAAAGCCUUUGAGGCCUACCCAUGCACUUCAGCUUUUCAGCAAACAUGCUUUCAAAAUGAAUCGUCCACAAGCAGAGUUUAGAGAGCUCUCUUUAGAUAUUGUCGAGCAACUUGGUGGUCUUCCAUUAGCUAUUCGAGUCAUUGGUGCAUCUCUAUAUCAACGGAAAAUAGAACUCUGGGAAGAUAAGCUGUUUAUACUGAAAAAUAGUCUCGAUAAAUCUAUCUCACUGGCGUUAAAAGUAAGUUAUGAUGCACUGGAUGAGCAUGAAAAGAUUGUUUUUCUUUAUGUUGCUGGUUGUUUUAAUGGGGAGUAUAUGGAUCGAGCGAAAAAGGUACUAGACUCCUUUGUCUUUAAAUCUGAACCAAGGCUAGUAACUUUGAUGGAGAAGUCUCUGAUUGGUUCGUCUAAAAGUACGAGGCUAUGGGUUCAUGAUCUACUUCAAGACAUGGCCAAGGAUAUUAUUUGUGAAGGGAAAAAGGAAAAACUAUGGAAGCGUAAAAUGCUAUGGAAUUUUUCCUAUGUCAAAGGCUUGUUCACUGAACAUAUGGGAACUAAAGACAUACAGGUUGAAAGUAUAUUGCUCAAUAUGGCUGAAGGAACAGAGCUUUGCAUCAACCAUGCAACGUUUAAGAGGAUGUUCAAUCUCAAAUUUCUUAAAAUUUAUAAUAACUUUACUGUUGGGGGAGCAAAAUGAGCAUGGUUAACGAUCUUGACUACCUCCCUCCACUGAGAUAUCUUCACUGGGAGGCUUACAUUUUGAAAACGUUGCCUUCUCGCUUCCAGACUGACUAUCUAGUUGAACUUAAUCUCCCUGAUAGUUCAAUUGAAACACUAUGGA